Aspergillus oryzae RIB40 is the source of this 456-nucleotide messenger RNA. RefSeq lists its product as uncharacterized. Bases 1 to 456 code for a protein of 151 amino acids. The record is from RefSeq and is a predicted model, not a curated record. The transcript has a single exon. Lineage: Eukaryota; Fungi; Ascomycota; Eurotiomycetes; Eurotiales; Aspergillaceae.
AUGUCUCCUGGCCAAGGCUGGAUGAUCGGCCAGCCGGCAACCGAGGUUUCCAUCAUUGUCCUUCCACCAUCGUCAUUUAUGGGCAGCCCCCAUGUGCCCGGCUGCAGGCCAAGACCAAGACAGUUAUGCUGGUGCCUAGCGAACAUUCCGGAAGGUUGCCUCCUCGGGACAAGCGCGGAACUCGUCAAGAUUCCUGGGGAAAUGAAAUCAAUGGAUUGGCUGGGAGGACAUCCACUGUGGCACGUACCAUGGAACCAGGGCUGUAGGGCUGUCCCAUCCAAAUUAACUUGGAAGGGAGAGUACGUAUCAUCUGUUGAGAAGCAUGAAGCCAAACGUUCUGCAAGACGGGUUGAGGGGCGAAUUCUAUUUGCCGAGAUUACCGGAAUCCACCUUCAGGAUUCUGCGGUAAGGCUGACGCCUGACGGCCUCCCAAUGGAUGAUGUUGUGAUUGAUUGA